AUGGCCGAGCAUCAAAAGCCGGAGACCGGGGAGGAGGAGAACGGUUGGGGAGGUGACUUCAACCCUUUCGCUGAUCCUGAAGAGCGUAGGGUGCUAUUUGCUGCAUUCGACUCAUUCAGACAAUAUCGGCGAAAUGCGCAUAUGAAUACUACCCAUCGUCGACGGCAAGCUUUCUAUGCCCUGCCCUCGGCACACUGGCAGAUGCUCUCGGAGCCUCCGUUCUCCAUCCUUGAUAACUUCAAUAAAGUGGACGAUGCCAUUGAUACCAACGCCGAUAUCGCCGAUGCAAUUCUGGCGGUGGGUCUUCACUCAUUCGGUCUUUCAGCAAAUCCCGACAAAACGGACCCUACUCAAUAUUGGCAUGACGUAGCAACCUCAUCAGAUGUCAACAAAGCGCAUUCCACGAUACGCCAGUUCUAUCGGGACUGGAGCCUCGAAGGACGACCCGAGAGGGAAGUCUGCUAUGACCCCGUUCUUCAGGAUCUUCACGAGGAGUUCCAGACACGGCGUGAUAGCGGUGAGCAAAUCCGUGUUUUAGUCCCUGGCGCUGGCCUGGGCCGUCUAGUUUUUGAGAUCUGCAUGGCAGGCUAUGAUGCCGAGGGGAAUGAGAUCUCCUACCACCAGCUGCUAGCCAGUAGCUGGGUUCUGAACCAUACUAACGGGGCGGCAAAGCACGCGCUUCAUCCUUUUGCAUUGCAUUUUUCCAAUCUCCAAUCACGAGCACAGCAACUCCAGCAAGUUAUGAUCCCUGAGGUGCACCCCGGGUUCGCCAUGCAGGAGGCUGCCAGUGCUGGUCACCACUUAGGUACAAUGUCCAUGACCGCAGCGGAUUUUACCGUAUUGUAUACUCAGCCCGAGAGCCAUGAGAUGUUCGACGCAGUAACGACUGUUUUCUUCAUUGACACGGCGCCAAACCUCAUUCGGUACAUCGAGACGAUCCGACAUAGCCUCAAACCAAAUGGGCUCUGGAUCAACGUGGGCCCAUUAUUAUGGCAUUUCGAUGACGGCCACUCCCGUAGAGGAAGUGGCUCCGAAUACGAGGGGGCUGGAAUUGGCGAGCCGGGCAAUGUGGAGUUAUCCGAGGAAGAAGUGCUGAGCCUCGUGGAGCAUAUGGGCUUCCGCCUCGAGAAGCGUGGAGCUCGGAAGGCUUGCGGCUACAUCCAGGACCCUAACAGCAUGCUUCAGAAUCUUUAUCAACCCUCCCACUGGGUCGCGCGAAAACUGGCAGUUUAA
This is a messenger RNA of Penicillium roqueforti, 1233 nucleotides long. RefSeq lists its product as uncharacterized. The transcript has 2 exons. Gene Ontology annotation, molecular function: S-adenosylmethionine-dependent methyltransferase activity. The record is from RefSeq and is a predicted model, not a curated record. Lineage: Eukaryota; Fungi; Ascomycota; Eurotiomycetes; Eurotiales; Aspergillaceae. The coding region runs from base 1 to 1233 and encodes 410 amino acids.